Molecule: messenger RNA, 1341 nt
Organism: Cynoglossus semilaevis (tongue sole)
Lineage: Eukaryota; Metazoa; Chordata; Actinopteri; Pleuronectiformes; Cynoglossidae
Gene: cep44
Product: centrosomal protein 44
Exons: 9
Coding region: 123-1256 (377 amino acids)
Biological process (GO): centriole-centriole cohesion; centriole replication
Cellular component (GO): centrosome; spindle pole
Source: RefSeq, a predicted model, not a curated record
GACAAGUAUCCAUGUGACGUCAUCAACAUACAUCGACAGCGGCAGUGCAUUGAAAAGAGGGUUAGAGUUUCUUCUUACUUUUUCUUCUCUGUUCUCCUCCCGGGACUUCAGUGUGAGGGAAGAUGUUUUCCAACCCAGAAUUCCAGACUGCUCUCCACAAACUGGAUCGUCUCCUUAGAAAGGUUCGAUUCCCGGGACCUGUGGAUUUUAGCGGCCUGUCCACGGGAGACCCCGUAGCCUUUCUUCCUAUCCUGAGCUUCAGCCUGACGUCAUUUUCUCCAGCUGUGGCCGAGCUGCUGAUGACGUCCGGACUAGAACUAAGCGGGAAAACCGACUUGAGAUUCACUGACACUUUUUAUAAGGUUCUCCGAGAUGUGUUCCAUUACAAAUCGGUCCUAAACAAACAUCAGUUCCUGCAGAUUGGUUUCUCUCAGAGGAAAAUCUCCCUCACUUGUGACGUCAUUAACCUGGUUCUGCUCAAACACAAACAGCUACACAAGGCUUCCAGGAAAUCCCAGUCUGGAGUUUACAGGGAAAAUCCUUCAGUUCUUUCCUCAAAAUCCAGAUCUGACUGGAGCCAGGAGUCGACGCCUUGGUCCGAUGUUCCUGAGGACAGGAUCAGCUCGCUGGGGGAACAGAAGAAAGGAGAUGAGAUACAGGUGUCUUCACAGAUGAGGCAGUGUGAGGAGGCGGAGUCUGAUGAAGAGCUGGAGCAGUUACAGACUGAUGAAGUGGAGGAGAUGAAGUGCAGCUCCUGUGUUUGUCCUGUGUCUGAGAUGUCAGAGCUGAAGAUCAGGCUCUCAGCUGUGGAGGCUCAGCUCCAGGGUCUUCUGUCCAGACUGGAGGACGUCAGGAUCCUGGAGAAACGUGUGGAGGAGCUGGAGAAGAGAACGCAGCAGAAGAUCUCAGCUGGAGGAGAAACCAUAAGUGUGAAGAGAGGGCAGUGGGAGGAUCUGCUGAGCAGAGUAUUUCUACUGGAAACCAAAGAUGCUCUUAACAACAGUCAGGUUAAAGCUGUAUCACCUUCAUCUUCAUCCUCUCACACCUUAAGAGCAGAAACCUCCAACUCUUCACAUCAAGAAGAUCAGGAUCAGGAUCACCAUCCUGUCCAACCAUUGGUUGAAGAGAAGGGGGAAGGGGGAGAAAAGGGGGAGGAGCUGAGGACCAGACUGGAGAACAUCACCAACCUGUUGAAGAACACCUCCUCCUUGUUGAAGAAAACGAAUUCCUCCUCCAGUCUGGAACAAACAGAAUAAUUCAGUGUCUAAAAAAUAUUGAUGUUUCUUUUAAUAAUUAUAGUCACGUCAUUUCUUUCCUUUUACAAUAAAGAAAUCAACAAAA